AUGGGAUGUCACAUUUCACAAUAUUUCUAUUUUGUAAUUAGGGCAGCCGUAACGAGUUCACAUAAGCCGGUUUGUUGUACCGACAAUUUCGCUACAAACCUGCGAACAAUUUUGACCCCGAAAGUUCGGAACUUAAUCGACUGCGGCAAGCAAUGUACCCAGUUUAAUUUUACGAAUAUCGAAUCAAGUCCCAGCUACAAACGGUCUUCAUGUGCUUACUUUAAUUUUAAAGCGAAAGCGACUACAAACGGUUCGAAUACUUGCGAGUUGUAUUCAAGUGAAUACCAAUGUUUCGACACAGCCCUCAUCGAUAAAUGCACUCUUUAUAAGGUCGGUCCCUACUUAAGCUACUUCAUCUACGACUGGCUGGUUAUCAUGCUGCGUGAAAAUAGACUGUACGAUUUCUAUCAGAAUUGGGCUUCAUACAAAGCCGGAUUUGGAAGCUUUCGCUACAAUUAUUGGAUUGGACUUGAAAAUAUCCACCAGUUAACGUACGCAGCUAAGCAGGCGGGCAGACCGUACAGCCUGAGGAUUGAAUACUUCGUUGGUUCUUCCUGGCUGUGUGAUGAAUGGAAGACAUUCUACCUGGAGGACGAAGCUAACCAGUACACACUCCGACUAACCGGAUAUUUCGGAGAUUCCGGAUUCGAUAUAUUGAGUCGUUCCGACACGUCGAAUUUCUACAUUCAGAACAACCAGCCAUUCAACACUUUUGACAAUGAACAUUCCUACAACUCCUACUCUGCGAAAUAUUCUUCGGCUGGCUGGAUGCGAUACUACGUUAACGUCGACAUGUUCGGGAAGGACACCAUGGGCCUCUUUGUCCAGGGUGUUUGGCAGAACAUGCAGGCCGUAAGGAUGAUGAUAAGGCAGUUUUAA
Messenger RNA from Helobdella robusta, 879 nucleotides. RefSeq lists its product as hypothetical. The transcript has 5 exons. The coding region runs from base 1 to 879 and encodes 292 amino acids. NCBI's taxonomy places the organism in Eukaryota, Metazoa, Annelida, Clitellata, Rhynchobdellida, Glossiphoniidae. The record is from RefSeq and is a predicted model, not a curated record.